AUGGCCGUACCGGGCCUCGACGUGCUCGAUUACUACCACGGGCUGCUGCCGAGAGAAGAUCUGCCGUUACUGCUCGCGAAGGAGGGCGACUAUCUACUCCGAUCGACCCAGGUGAAGACCGGCGAAGAGCGACGCACCAUCCUCUCCCUCGCCUACCAAGAUAAGAAGAUCAAGCUUGGGCAUUACGUCAUCACCCAAGAGAAGGAGCCGCCCAACCUGUUCACGAUCGACAAGACCAUCUCGAAGCCGACCAUCGACGAGCUCGUCCAGGAAUACAAGAGCAGACGCGUGCCGCUCAAGAAGGAGAUCCCCAACACCAUCCUCCUCAACGCCAUCAACAGGCCAUCGUGGGAACUGCGGGCUGACAAUGUCAUCACCGGCAGGAAGCUUGGCGAAGGCGAAUUCGGCGACGUUCACCAGGGCAAACUGAAGCUGCGCGACCGCGAGGUGGACGUGGCGAUCAAGGUGGCCCGGAAGGACAUCAUCUCGAAGGAGAAGAUCAAGGAGGUGAUGAAGGAAGCUCGGCUGAUGCGCGACUUCGAACAUCCGAACGUCGUCAAAAUCUACGGAGUGGUCGUCGAGAGGGAUCCGUUGAUGAUCGUCAUGGAGUUGGUGGACGGAGGAGGGCUCGACAAGCAUCUACGCACACAGUCUGUCAGAAUACCGCCCGAUCAGCGCCUACUUUACAUCCAGGACGCGGCGUGGGGCAUCGAAUAUCUCCACCACAAGCACAUCAUCCACCGUGACUUGGCCGCCCGAAAUUGCCUGAUCGUACGCGUCAACGAUGAGCACCUCGUCAAGAUCUCCGACUUUGGGCUGUCGCGCGAGGGCGACGCGUACGCGAUGAAGACGGUGCGCAAGGUGCCGAUUCGAUGGCUAGCCCCAGAGACCAUCCAGACGUUCACCUACACCCCGAAGAGCGACGUCUGGGCGUACGGCGUACUCGUUUGGGAGGUGAUGACAAACGGGGACGAGCCGUACGCCGGCGAGCCGAACCCGCACAUCAAGCAGAAGAUCGUCGCCGGCGAGCUGCUACAAUUCCCCUCACUCGCCAACCAAGAGAUCGUCUCCCUCAUCAAGCAGCACUGUUGGGACAAGGACGUUAACCGGCGCUACAGCAUGACGGAGGUGGCCCGGAAGCUGGAGUCUCUCAACAACCGCCAGCCUCCGCCCGUACAAGACAGCUCGGUCAGGAAGGGGCUGGGCGGUGCCUCGGUGCAUCAGGGAUCCGUCGAUCUCCCCUCCGGAUCACCAACACCGAAUCGGAAAGGACCACAGAAGAAGCCGAAGCGCGAAAAGACUGUCUCCCCCGAUGAGCCGCCAGCUUCCGGAGGCCGCAUCAAGCGAGAGGGCAGGAGGAAGAGGCCGAAGGGCACCACCGUCACCGAGGGCCAA
Molecule: messenger RNA, 1395 nt
Organism: Mesorhabditis spiculigera
Lineage: Eukaryota; Metazoa; Nematoda; Chromadorea; Rhabditida; Rhabditidae
Source: the annotation of a GenBank genome assembly